GCUCUCCCGCCCUCCCUCCGGAGACACGAGCCGAACUGGGCGUCAGGUCGGGGAGCCGGUCGGGUUCCCGCUCGCCGCCGCCGCCGCCGCCCCCUCCGCAGCGACUCUCCCGCCUCUCCAGUCGCGCUGGUCGCGGGAGCUGCAUCGACAACUCUGCUCGGCUGUGGAGCCGCCGGCCCGAGAGUACAGUGCCCGGGACGCGACACACCGAGCCCCUCAUCAUCUCCAGUCGGGGCGACCCCUCCCGGGUCCGCCCUCGCCCUACGCGGCCGCCGGAGCCCCCGGCCCCGAGCGGCCCCGCGGCCCGGCGCCCGCAGCUCGGCCCCAGCACUCCCGCUGUCGCCGCCCCCCACCCUGAACAUGGACUCCGACUCCUGCGCCGCCGCUUUCCACCCGGAGGAGUACUCCCCCAGUUCCAAGAGGCGCAGGACCGUGGAGGAUUUCAACAAGUUCUGCACCUUUGUCUUGGCCUACGCAGGCUACAUCCCUUAUCCAAAGGAGGAACUCCCUUUGAGGAGCAGCCCCAGCCCUGCAAAUAGCACUGCUGGUACCAUUGACAGUGAUGGCUGGGAGGCUGGUUUCAGCGACAUCUCGUCCACCGUGCCCUUGCCAGUCUCUGACCGCUGCUUUGGCCACCUGCAGCCCACCCUCCUGCAGCGAGCCAAGCCCAGUAAUUUCCUGCUGGACAGAAAGAAGACCGACAAGCUGAAGAAGAAGAAGAAGAGGAAGCGAAGGGACAGUGAUGUGCCCGGGAAGGAGGGCUACAUGGGGGGUUUGCUGCAGCUGGAAGCCGCCGACCCAUAUGCAGAGACCCCCACGAGCCCUACCCUGCAGGAUAUCCCCCAGGCCCCCGGCGACCCUUGUUCGGGCUGGGACUCCGACACUCCUUCCAGUGGGUCUUGUGCCACGGUGUCACCGGAUCAGGUCAAAGAGAUAAAAACUGAAGGCAAACGGACUAUCGUCCGGCAGGGCAAGCAGGUGGUGUUCCGGGACGAGGACAGCACCGGCAACGAUGAGGACAUCAUGGUGGAUUCAGACGACGACUCCUGGGACCUCGUCACCUGCUUCUGCAUGAAGCCAUUUGCUGGCCGCCCCAUGAUAGAGUGUAAUGAGUGCCAUACCUGGAUUCACCUGUCCUGUGCGAAAAUCCGGAAGUCCAACGUUCCGGAAGUGUUUGUCUGCCAAAAGUGCCGGGACUCCAAGUUUGACAUCCGCCGUUCCAACCGGUCCCGAAUGGGCUCCCGGAAGCUGUUUCUGGACUGACUGCUGGAGAGCAAGCAGACUGUGGGCGAGGAAUCGGAAGGGACGAUGGGCCUGCUGGCCCUGGUCUUAGUUGAGCACAGAACUCUCAGCUCUGGUGCGGGCAGACCCCUGCCAUUCAGGUGCCUAAGCGAAAGGACCAGCUGUCCAAGGUAUAAACUGUACAUAGCCAGUGACUGAAUAAAAUCCUCGUUGGCCAAAGCUGCUGCUAGAGCUGUGUUCUCUGCAGUGGAGGUGGACUACACACCCAAGCGCAGUGGGUUUGGUCCAGCUGAAGAUGAGGGUACGUGGUAGUUGUGAAUUCUUACUCUCAUUGUUAACAAACUCCCGCCAAUUGGAACAAGUGCUAGCUGUUACUCCUGCUUCCGCUGUGUUGGCGAGAGGAGAUGUUCAGUUUCCCCGGCCUGUUUAUGAACAGCCAUACCUGUAAGCUUCUUCUCGAGUGUAAGUCUUUUAUCAUAGGCGUCUGUACAGCAACCAUCAAAGCUGCCCCUCCCUUAGUGGUCCGCCCUCUCCCCUGCCUUGGGGGCUGCCCGCUGGAGUCCUCUGGUCUCACCCUGAGAGGAGCCUGGGGGUGGGCUAGCUAGUGACCCCCAGGUUUCCUUCUGUUUGUUAAAAGGAACAGUAUGCAGCUGCUUCUCUGCGGAAAGGGGGGUCGGUUCGGGGGGCGGUCAAGGUGGCCCGUGUUCAUAACUCAGUUUCCUGUUUUGCACGAUGUAAAAAAAACCUGUCUUUUUGCACGAAAUAGCCAAAAGUAUUGGUAUACUUCUGCCUUGGGUUCCCUUUCUCUCCAGUUGGCUUCUGAGGGCCUUGGGGGUGCCCAGCAAGCUGUUUUCAAGCGAGGGGGCACUCGGAUUCUCUCCUUGUCUCUCUCCCUCACUUUUUUCUAGUAGCAGCAUUAAAGGUUAGGCAGUCACUGGGGAACCAUGUUCCUCUACAUAGAGGGGUAAGGGAAAAUUGGGAGGAAGGCUUCUCCCACGGGUUUUUCUUAGUAUGCCCCUCAUACAGGCUGGCCUGUUGGUUGCAUGGGGCAAGGUUAGGACUUUGAAGCCUUUCUUUUGGUUUGAAGUGGUGAGUGAGUGAUAUGGUAACAUCAGUCUCCAGGAAUGUACCACUGAACUGUGCAGAGUUCCUUAGGUCUAAACUAGGACCCUGGACUGGGGAGACCCCUGUGCAGGCCAGCUCUGGAGAAGCCUGGGAGUUUGGAGCCCCUGCAGGCCUUUGCUUGAGGGCAGUGUGGUCCGGGACACUGGUGGUUCUGGGGCUCGAGGGAGAGGGAGGGCUUCAGCUUUCUCUGAAGUUGACAUUGCUCUUUAGCAGUUCAAAUACUUGUUCUCAAAAAUGUUUUUUUUUGUUAAAAAAAAAGUUCUUUUAUAAAUUGAUCGGUAUGUUUUCAUAAACAUCGUUUCCUAUAAAGCGUGAAAAGGGAAGGAUGCCCAAGUCAGUCAUAUUUAUUUACAUCUAGAUGGACUCUCAAAAAAAGGAAGUAGGAAAAAAAAAAAAAGAAAAAAAAAAAGAUGGACCCUCAGCCUCUCUGCUGGGGGCUUCUCCACGUGGUCCCCUUGUGCAGGGCCACCAGGUGAACUUGGUCCACAUUCUCACACUGAAGCACCAGGGGGGUUGAACUGUAACUGGCUAAUCAGAGCCUAUAUUUUGUCCUAGUAUCUUUCAUGGUUGGCCAGCCAACUGCCUUUUUGUUUUAUUUUUAAUUCUGUUGCUUCUAUUAACACAAAAAUAGAGAGAGUUUCUGAAACCCAUUUUAUUGUGUAGAUCCCCAAGGGAGAAGUUCUGCUGUAGAGAAAAAUAGUAAGAAGGUGGCUUAGAAACAUCCUUCUCCUCAGACAACUGUCUGGCUCUGACUAGGGCAAACGUCCAGGAAAAGCUGGAGAGGAAUUUGCCAAAGAUCUGCCCCAUGACAUUGCCUGUCCCGUGUCUUCACCAUGAGAGUAGCCAAAGUUUCAAAGUGUUUCUCUCUUUAAAGAAAAAAACAAAACUCCGCAAAGUUUUGAAAGUGUGUUUAAGAAUAGGUGUGAUUUUAGAGUGGAACUGCCAACCCUGGCAAUUGCUGUAUUGCUCUUAGAAGAUUCAAUUCCUGGUGACGCCUCUGGAAGGCAUUUAAUAUUCAUCUCCAUUUCUGUUUCCUUCAUUUCCUUUUUGUUCUUUUGACAUGUUUACCCCUGUGGCUGGUGUCUAAGAAGUCAAGACACCUUGGUUUUUCUGUUAGAGUGAGCUGGGCAGCUGCAAUCAGCAUUAUGCAAAUUAGAUACGGCCCAUCUAGGGGCUCCUGGUUGGAGGCUAAUGGAGUAGGGGGAGGGAAAGUUGUCACCCCAAAAGUAGGCCCCUCCCGUUGGCUUUGGCCAGGCCAGACACUUAACAUCGUUUACAUGGUUCUGCGUAAUUAUAAAGCUUAUGUGUAUAAAGCGAAGCUGUUUCUGUGAAACUGUAUAUUUUGUAAAUAAAUAUAUUGCUACUUUGAGGUUCA
Molecule: messenger RNA, 3742 nt
Organism: Lagenorhynchus albirostris (white-beaked dolphin)
Lineage: Eukaryota; Metazoa; Chordata; Mammalia; Artiodactyla; Delphinidae
Gene: PHF13
Product: PHD finger protein 13
Exons: 4
Coding region: 361-1263 (300 amino acids)
Biological process (GO): mitotic chromosome condensation
Molecular function (GO): chromatin binding
Source: RefSeq, a predicted model, not a curated record